AUGAAAAAGUGCGUGCCCACGAAAGAUGGCAUUGGCAAGUUCUUUGCCUACACUCGGCUCCUCUUCUCCCUCGACUACACCCGGACCGACGUCUGCCUGAUCCUCGCCGGUUUCUUCUUCUCCAUUGCCGCGGGUAUACCGUUCCCGCUCCUGGGUAUCGUCUUCGGUGAGCUGGUCAACGAUCUCAAUACCGCCACUUGCUCUUCAUCCGACUCCGUCAACUCAGAUGUGUCUGAUGGAGUACGGCAGAAGGUGUUAUACGUGAUCUACAUCACUAUCGCCAACUUUUGCUUCAUCUACAUCCAUUGCAGCUGCUGGAGCUAUAUCAGCGAGCGGAUUGCUAGGAGAUAUCGCCGAAGAUACUUCGAAAGUGUUAUCCGACAAGAGACGGGCUAUAUCGAAGGACUCCCGGCGGGAGAUGUCGUAUCUCGACUCGUCAGCGAUAUCGGGGUGAUACAAUCUGGGACGUCAGAGAAGGUGGGAUUGGUCGUCUCUACGGUUUCCUACUUUGUCACUUCGUACAUCGUCGCAUUUAUCAAAGUACCUCAAAUAGCUGGCAUGCUGGUAUCUGUGGUUCCAUGCUAUUUCUUCAUGUCGUAUGUCGGGGGCUACUACAUCAAGAAAUACGCAGGUCGGAUCUCAGAGCACGUCAAUGUCGCCACUUCAAUUGCUUCAUCCAGUCUGUCACAUCUCACACUGGUACAUGCCUUCAAUUCCAACGAUCGUCUGGAGAAACUGUAUGCCGAACACCUCGCUGGUUCACGCAUGGACGCUCUCAAGAAGGCAGGAAGUCAUGCGGCACAACUCGGUCUGCUGUAUUUCAUUGCCUACAGCGCCAACGCUUUAGCUUUCUGGGAAGGUUCUCGAUUAAUUGCGGACUCAGUUGAAUCCGGGGGCUCCGGAACAUCAGUCGGUGCUGUCUACACUGUUAUCUUCGUUCUCAUCGACGCUUCCUUCAUCCUCAGUCAAGUCGCCCCAUUUGUUCACGUUUUUGCGGCGGCGACUGGCGCAGCCGAUAGACUACUGGCAGUCAUCAAUCGCAAGUCACAGAUUGAUGGAACAGAUGACUCGGGAGAUAAGUCAGCUCCAUUUGAUUCAGAGGAUAUCACGUUUCGUGAUGUGCACUUCACCUAUCCGUCUCGACCGGAAGUCCCCAUCCUCCAGGGAACCAAUUUUGCCAUUCCACCACGAAAGCAUACCGCCAUUGUCGGCCCUUCUGGGGGUGGAAAAUCGACCAUCGUGGCACUUCUGGAAAGAUUCUACGACCCUGCAUCCGGAGAUAUUUCGAUCGGGGGCCGGAAUUUCCGCGACCUCAAUGUGCGAUAUCUCAGAGGGAAUAUUGGAUUUGUCCAACAAGAGCCAUCGUUGCUGGAUCGGUCAAUUUUGGAAAACAUUGCUUAUGGCUUGGUUACCUCCUCGUCUGAAAGCCACCAGGAACUUGCUCCUUUCAUUCUCGACUCGAGUCUUGCCGAGCUAGCGGAAAAGAUGCGCACAGGCUUGACUGAAAAGAAAGCUCUCGAGGAAUUCGACCCUAAGGUCGCUGAAAUUGUGAAGCUGGUCCGACAAGCCGCAGCCAGCUCGAAUGCGCUUGUGUUCAUUGAAGCGCUCCCUCAUGGCUUUGCUACCAGUGCAGGAUCCUCCGGUAGCCAGAUGAGUGGUGGCCAGAAGCAGCGAAUUGCCCUAGCUCGAGCCCUUGUGCGUGAUCCCGCGCUACUUAUUCUUGACGAGGCGACAGCUGCUCUAGACUCAACCAGUGAACGCUUGAUUCAAGAUGCGUUGGCAAAGGUCGCUGAGCGCAUUACCAUGGUUUCAAUCGCCCACCGUCUAUCUACUGCGAAAGACGCCCACAAAAUCAUUCUAGUACAGAAGGGACGAGUCGUUGAGGAGGGCACCCAUGCUGAAUUGGUUGCGCGUGGUGGCCCUUAUGCGGACAUGGUUCGCCUGCAGAACCUUGGUAAAUUAAGCCCAGCUGUCUCAGCCAAUUCGGAUCCUAUCCGCCAAGCAAGAGAGUCAACAACAACUGAGGCACUUUCUGCUGAUGCAAAAGACGUUUUGAAAACACUCGAAGUACAUGGAGCCGACAUCACAGAGGAGUCCGUGCCUACCUCUGCAGAUGGAAAAUGGAACGAAAAAGAAACAGAGAAGGGGCGGAAAAAGCGUGAGAAGAAAGAAAAAAAGCAGCGGAAAAGUCCCAAGCGCUCCGGCUGGUUCACCACGAAAUUUACAUUCUCUUUACUCCGUCCCAACCUGCAAUACGUUCUGCUCGGACUUGGCAUGUCAUUUAUCAUUGGAGCAAGCUAUACUGCAGAGGCUGUUAUUUUCGGUCAUACUGUUGGUAGCUUGAGCCCAUGCAUCGGCGCAGAUGGCAUCAGACACGGUGGUCACUUAUAUGGACUACUUUUUUUCAUCAUGGCACUGAUCGAGUUUUUUGCCAACGUGGUGGGCGGCUGUGCUUUCGGAUGGGCAGCCGAUAAGAUCUUGUACCGAAUUCGGGUCUUGUCGCUGCGUUCCCUGCUGGGUCAGACAAUUCCGUGGCAUGGAAUGGAAGAUCGGACACCGGGAACUCUUCUCACCUACAUUACCGGCGACGCAACUGCCCUUGGUAGCAUUACCGGUACAACGAUCGGACUUUUGCUCGCCACAGCGGUGAACUUGGUUGCCGGACUGGUCGUGUCAUUUGUCUUUGCAUGGAAAAUUGCCAUUGUUCUCCUCCCAACUAUCCCCGUUCUGCUGUUGGCUGGUAUGAUGAAGCUACGAACGCAAGCUCGCUUUGCCGAAAGGCAUCAAAAGGCAUUUGCACAAGCAACUGCUGUCACUGUGGAAGCCGUUGAUAACAUUCGCGCUGUCUCGGCAUUCUCACUUGAAAAGCAAUCCUAUGCGGUCUAUGAAAGGGCUUUGAAAGCCCCGUAUCGUGAGACUCUUCACUCAAUUGCGUUCGGCAAUGUCUUCCUCGCCACGGCUUUCAGUAUUAGCAAUCUCGUUUAUGCCCUGGCAUACUGGUGGGGAUCUAAGCAGAUCACAAACGGCAGCUACACCCAGGUGCAAUUCUUCAUCGUCCUGCCUGCACUCCUGUUUAGUACUCAAUCGUGUGGACAGAUGUUUGCUCUUGCGCCGGAUAUCUCGAAGGCGGGCGUGGCUGCCACCAACAUUGCCGAGCUGCUCACUACUCGCUCUGCCGACGAAGAAUUGAACCCCGACGUCUCUGGAAAAAUUCAAAGCAGCGAGUUGUUUCUGCUUGAUGAGAAAAUUCCGGACCCAGAGGCAGUCCACCCCGAGCAGCGGUCUAUCAGCUCUCCUGGUGCGCCGCCGACAAUGACUGGUGUUGGUGCCGAGCUACAGAACAUACACUUCGAAUACCCGUCACGACCAGGCCAACCUGUUCUCCGCGGGUUGAGCCUCAAGAUCAAAGCAGGCCAGUUUUGUGCGCUUGUUGGGCCGAGUGGUUCAGGAAAAUCUACAACAUUUGCCAUGCUGGAGAGAUUCUACCGACCAGAGUCGGGUGCUGUGAUCGUCGACGGCGUCAAUGUCACACGGCAGCUAGGCACGGCAUUCCGUGAUGAUAUUGCUCUCGUCCCCCAGGAGAACGUGCUAUUCGAAGGAACUGUAGCGUUCAAUAUCGGCCUAGGUGCACGACCAGGUCACGACCCCACACAAGAAGAAAUCGAAGAAGCAUGCCGGAUGGCCAACAUCCACGAGGUGAUUGAAGCCCUACCACAAGGUUACCAAACACCAUGCAGUCGUGACGGUAAACAGUUCUCAGGCGGACAGCGGCAGCGACUUUCGAUUGCCCGAGCUCUGGUUCGUCGGCCACGCAUGCUGCUAUUGGAUGAGUCUACAAGUGCUCUGGAUGUGGAGUCGGAGAAACGAAUCCAAGACGCGCUUGCUACUCUCGCCGGUCGCACGACUAUCGUCGCUAUCGCGCAUCGGCUUAACACUAUUCACCGAGCAGAUUGCAUCUACCUCAUCGAAGAUGGUCGCUGUGUUGAGCAAGGCACUCAUGAUGAGCUCGUGCAGUGCAGCGAGACAUACCGGACGAGCGUGAUUCAUCAGUCGCUGGAAACCUGA
This is a messenger RNA of Penicillium argentinense, 4065 nucleotides long. Its product is annotated as ABC transporter ATP-binding protein. Gene Ontology annotation, cellular component: membrane. The record is from RefSeq and is a predicted model, not a curated record. The transcript has a single exon. Gene Ontology annotation, biological process: transmembrane transport. Gene Ontology annotation, molecular function: ATP binding; ABC-type transporter activity; ATP hydrolysis activity. The coding region runs from base 1 to 4065 and encodes 1354 amino acids. Lineage: Eukaryota; Fungi; Ascomycota; Eurotiomycetes; Eurotiales; Aspergillaceae.